CGACUCAGUGGGAAACCCCUUCGGGCGCUUGCCUUCUAGAACACCGUGGCGUGAUCACUGCACGGAGGUGGUUAAAUUUUUGGUAACCAUUAAUAGACUUGUCAUCAAAAGUUGUUUUGCUAUCUUCAAAGACGGUGUACUGGUCUUUCCGAACGGCCAUCGACUACGAUAUCUAGCACGCCAGUCCCUGCAGGUGGUACACGUUGCCGAUUCCCGCAGGAGCCAUGUUCGCCGCGUGGGAGAUCUACUGGCUUCUGAAAGAGGUCUACUCGGACGGCAAGGCCGAUAAAUCUUCGAAGGGUUCUAAAUCCGGCCAGUCGGACAUGUCGGUCGACCAGGCGGUUCUCGACAAGCUGGAGGCAGGCUUCAAAAAGCUGCAAGAUGCCAAGGACUGCAAGUCACUGCUCAAAAAGUAUCUCACCAAAGAGAUCUUUGACAAGCUCAAGACCCGUAAGACCGCCAUGGGUGCCACCCUCCUGGACGUUAUCCAGUCGGGCGUGGAGAACCUUGACAGUGGCGUAGGCUUGUACGCACCAGACGCCGAGUCCUACACGGUGUUCGCCGACCUGUUUAACCCGGUGAUCGAGGACUACCACGGGGGGUUUAAGCCCACCGACAAGCACCCACCUACCGACUUCGGAGACCUCAGCACCCUUGUCAACGUAGACCCCGAUAACAAAUACGUCGUCUCCACCAGGGUACGCUGCGGUCGCUCGCUGCAGGGCUACCCGUUCAACCCGUGCCUGAUUGAGCCACAGUACAAGGAGAUGGAGGAGAAGGUGAGCUCUGCCCUGAGGGGUCUCACGGGCGAGCUCAAGGGCACCUACUACCCUCUGACGGGCAUGGACAAGAAGACGCAGCAGCAGCUCAUCGAUGACCACUUCCUAUUCAAGGAAGGAGACCGCUUCCUGCAAGCGGCCAACGCCUGUCGCUUCUGGCCUACCGGACGAGGAAUCUUCCACAAUGAUAACAAGACCUUCCUUGUUUGGUGCAACGAGGAAGACCACCUGCGGAUCAUCUCCAUGCAGCAGGGCGGAGACCUCAAGCAGGUGUACAGCCGCAUGGUUAGCGGCGUGAAGGUCGAGAAAAAGCUGCCUUUCUCGCGGGACGACAGGCUCGGAUUUCUGACCUUCUGCCCCACCAACUUGGGCACCACCAUUCGAGCCAGUGUGCACAUCAAGUUGCCCAAACUGGCUGCCGACAAGGCCAAGCUGGACUCCAUUGCGGCCAAGUACAACCUCCAAGUGCGAGGCACCCGGGGUGAACACACAGAAAGCGAGGGCGGAGUGUACGACAUCUCCAACAAGCGUCGCAUGGGUCUCACCGAGUACCAGGCUGUCAGGGAAAUGCAGGACGGCAUCCAGGAACUGAUCAAGCUCGAGCAAGCCGCCUAGAGGAAGUGCCACAUCUCACCAAGACAACCUGCCCUCUUCCCCUCCCAUCCACUACCAUCACUAGGACCGCUGCGCGCGUUCCGCAACACUACAGUGGCUCGAUUCAUGCUGGAACACGACUGCAGGGGCAAUAGUGCAGCCGUUGUGCACAGCUGGAGGAGUAGCAGUCAUCCUUCUCUUUCUGUCUCACAAUUAUGAUUCGUGCGGAUGCGAGUGGCAAGUCCCCGUAGGUCAUGCGCGUGCUCAACAGGUCAAGCUGCGAAGCUACCGGUUUCGUGCACUCAGCUAUAGAAUUCAUUCAAUGAAGACGAGCUUCGGCAAUAAGCACGUUUCGACAUAGGGUGAACAGACACAUUCUGAUGUGCAUGGUUUAAGUGGCCCUUCCCGCGCGAGGUACUAACGUGACUUCUGUUGGGUGAAGCAAUGUAACAACGAAGUCUGAAGCACAGAUGACAGUUGAUGCAGUGACACAGCAGUAAAUGCCUCAUUGCGCUUCCGAAAAAAAGCCUCUUCAUUCAGAAUUAAGUCCGCACACUCUACAACGAAAACGCUGGAAGAAUCAGCGAGUUCGCCGUUAUCUAGCAAUGCCUGAUGGAUGUAGUCGCAGAACGUUUUAGCCUUGAGGUGCCUUUUUGUUGAACACUCCUUCGGAUUUACCACGACACCCAGGAGGCAUACGACGCUGGUGUAGAGACUACAUGCUUACUUGAAGGCUACAUCAUUUGCAUACAUUAUUAGCUUCCAAUCACUGUUAAAUCUCACCGCAUUUUUGGUUUCCUGUGCACAUGCACAAUUUUAGGUCGCUGCCACUGCUCACAACACUAGAUCGAGUGGUCUGGUGCAUUUGCCUCAACAAGGGUUGUACUGCGAGGCCAAUUAUGUCAAAUAUUCGGCUAUUUUUUAGCUGUCACUCUUUUAAUUAACUGAGAACAAGAUAAAGCCGCAUGACGGUCCAUGAUCUUUACAGUGGAAGAGGGCAUUGAUUGCUACUCGUUCUAGUGCGAACCCAGACGUUGACGAAAUGGUUCAGGUGACUGGGACAAAAAGCGAAGGCUGAUCGCUAUACUACUACAGCUUACAUAAAACGGGGGCCCCGGUGUCUUACUGCUGUGGCGCAAGCCAUCUUCCUCUCCUGCGCCGCUUAAAAACUCGUCCCGGCUUCCGUAAGAACCACACCCAGCAACAGAACCAAAGCCAAAGUUUCAGAAAAGACCACCCGUGGUUUUCGGAAGUGAUAAAAGCGAAGCGUACUGUAAACUCUGUCACUUUUUUUCUCGUACGUAUUUGUGUAGAAGCUCAGUACACCGCUUUUGCAAUAUACACCCCAACAAACAGAGAAGUGGCUUCAGCGAAAUGCCGAUUCCUAUUUUUCGACGAAAGAAAUAGGUUGGCUAGACAUCAUUGUGCAUGUUAGGUCGCGAAAGACUAAGGAGGGACCUCGGUGCUGUUAUUCUUGAGGAAGACAACGAGAUAUGAAGGGUGAGUGGGUGCCGCUAGCAUCGUUUAUUUUUCACCGCUGGUUUCCUGGUAGCCUGCAAGCUGUAGCCGCCUAAUGAGCGAUGUUCUAGCCAACAAGCACUUCUAUUUGCCCUGUUUUUAUCAUUUUUAUUUUCUUUCGUUACCUCUUCGUAAAGACAGACAGACUCGUUAUAGCCUCGACUCUAGUCAGCACAUAUAGGUAUGCUCAAUGACAUAGACACGCCAGGAACGAAGCGCAGCUACUGGGCAGCGGCUUCCAUGCAGUCACGGGUGCCGCUGCGGUUGAUAGCACCGCUACUUUUCUUGGCGGCAAGCCCAAAGGAAGGUUUGUCCAUCGGAUGAACUUCAAUAAAGUGUCGACAAAGACAA
Rhipicephalus microplus (southern cattle tick) is the source of this 3242-nucleotide messenger RNA. RefSeq names its product arginine kinase-like. NCBI's taxonomy places the organism in Eukaryota, Metazoa, Arthropoda, Arachnida, Ixodida, Ixodidae. The record is from RefSeq and is a predicted model, not a curated record. Gene Ontology annotation, molecular function: creatine kinase activity. Gene Ontology annotation, biological process: phosphocreatine biosynthetic process.